AUGGAACAUCGACCGCUCCCCCACCACUCCCCAGCGAUACGCCGCUUUCUCGACGAAACAGAAUUCGAUCAGUACUACCCAAUUGUCGUUACCAAAGAACCAGACCGAGAAAAUUCCUACGUUGAUUCCCACAAAGCACAGCUACACAGCGUUCGACACAACGUCCCCCGCCGAGAGCCAAGCGAAGCCAUCAAGUUUCCUUUCCUCUGCGUCUUCCACUUCGCCGGCUGCGAUCAGGAAUUCUCGAACAAAAGUGACUGGAAGAAACAUGUGGUGUCCCAGCAUUUAAAACUCGAUCGCGUGUUUUGGAGGUGUAACGAAGGCGAUUGCGCACAUUCAAGAGAUACACUGGCGCAAUGCAAGUCCGUGCAGACCACUUGCCCAUCUAGCCCUGGUCAGCAAUUCACGAACAAACACGACUUUCAAAUCCAUCUUCUCGCUCACCAUCAAUCGACCAAGCCCAACGAUGAAGAGGGCGAUAUAAUAUCCCUUCCCAAUACAGAGGUAAAAUGGCUUGUGGACCGUUCAGACUCGUCGAUGCGCAUGGUCUGUGGACUGCCUCAAGAUCUUGGCUGUCCCAUGCCCCAGUGCGCUUCAGUCCGAUUUACUGGUCCUGCAGCGUGGGAUCAACGCCUCAACCACGCUGCCGAACACUUUCUUGCCAGCCCGCAGUGCAUGGGUGUAUUCGGAGGUGAAAAGGAUGCCGAGCUUGUACAAUGGGCCUCCUGCAAUGCGGUCAGCAUUCUUGAACAGACGCCAGAUGCUAACCCUCAACAACAUGAUUGCAAUAAGUCGGUCGCAGACAGUGGCUAUAGCAGCAGACCUGAUAUGCCCCGGCGCCUGGACAUGUCGGAGCACGGCGAUUCGUCCCCCGCGGUGCCUCGUAAAAUGCAGUUAUGGAAGAGCGAUGCCACAUUCUCCGACCGCAGCACGGAGGAACUAUAUUCGGAUGCAGACCUUGUCGGUAUUGGAGCCCAGUUUCAAGAUUAUGAAGACCGGAUGACUCUUAUUGACAAAGAGAUAAACUUCUCUGUAUGUAAAUCUUCUGAAGAAGUUUCCUCGAAACAUGAGUCCACUGGUGACCAUCAUACCCUCAAUACCUCCCAAGACUCGGAUUCUGGUGGCGAGUCUGAUGAAACGCCCGAUCGCAACCCCGAAACUACGGCUCUUAUGCAGUGGUCCCGUGGGUGGCUUCGACAAUGGCUAGCUCCAUUGACACAAGAGAGGCCAAACGGAAAUGAGGGUCAUCGAAACACUGCUUCUCAAAGCCAAAACUCAACUUCGACCUCCAGCUCCAGCUCCAAAACACAGAAGAAGAAGGGUGCACCUCGACCUCACCGUCCCCCCAAACGUAAGCGCUCCAACGACGAUGAAGACGAGGGCAAUGGGGAGAGCUCCAAAUCCCAAUGCAUCGAUGGAGAUUCGGCGGUGCGAAUGCUUGCCUGCCCAUUCUUCAAGCGCAAUCCCCGUAAAUACGGUCAACCCAAGUGGAAGAGCUGCGCACACCCUGGUUAUCCGAAUAUGCAUCGAGUAAAGGAGCAUAUGUUCCGCAAACACUCGCUGCCCGAGUACCAAUGUCGGCGCUGUCGCGUAGAUCUCGAGACAUCGGAAGCACUCGAGGCGCACUCACAGCAAUUGCAGGCGUGCACUCCCUGUAUCAGCAAUCAAGACGGAUUGAGUCAAGAUCAAGUAAAAAGAAUGAGGAGUAAGAAAGGAGCGGGGAAGAACAAGAGCGACCAAGACAAAUGGAACGACGUUUACUCGAUUGUCUUUCCUCAUGAUCAGCAGACGCCCAGUCCUUGUAUGUCAGCACCCCCUUCCCACCGCUUCUCUACGAAUCCAACUGACGACUUAGAUGUCGACGAUACAGACCAAGAUGAGAAUGCUCGGGAGUUUAAUCUCUGCCAUGAGUUCCGCCGUUUUUUAGAGAGGGAGCUGCCCCCGCUCGUUAGGAGACGUUUGAGCACGAUAGGAUGUCCCUUGCCGGAGACCAUAAAAGACGAUAUUGAGCAAUAUGUGAAAGGACUGGUUCCUCAGUUGCAGGGCUCGUUUUUGGGGGAGAUGGGCUUUGUGGCGGGUGGGCAGCUGGAUGUUGCAUCGACGACAAAUGAUGGGGACAGCUUCGUGGAUUCUACGACGACGAUACGUACUUCUGAAGACUCGGCGACGACGCUUCAGCAAGACAGCAUUUCUGAACACCAGACGACGACGCUGCCGAAAGGAAGCACCUCGCAAGAGGCAAUGUCCAUGUUUCCGAUAAGCGACGGCUCUAAAGAAUUGACGACGAUGCCUCAAGUUGGAUAUGACAUUGCAGACUCGACUAUGUUCCUGGAUGGGACUUUGUCUGCACAGGGCAUGAUGUUUCCAACAUCUCAGAUAAUGCCGCCGUACUUUUCGACGACAAAUGAAGAUUGGCAGGCUUUUUUGCAGUUUGGCUAUAACCCAAAUCUUCCCUGA
Molecule: messenger RNA, 2457 nt
Organism: Fusarium subglutinans
Lineage: Eukaryota; Fungi; Ascomycota; Sordariomycetes; Hypocreales; Nectriaceae
Exons: 2
Coding region: 1-2457 (818 amino acids)
Source: RefSeq, a predicted model, not a curated record